AUGUUUCAAUUGCAGCGUCCUUCUUGUUUGAACAAAAGUCUUGACUGCCAUUUUGGUUUUAGAAGAGGACGAAAGAAAAAUAGUGUAAUAGGAUUAAAGUCUGCCCUUCAAUGCACAAUUGAAAGGGAUUUACCACAGGUAGGCGAUCGAGCUCGCAUUGAUCAGCGCAGCGGAACGGUGGCAUACGUUGGCCCAACAAAGUUUGCACCCGGUGAAUGGAUUGGUCUCGUUCUUGAUGAGCCAGCAGGAAAAAAUGAUGGGUCCGUUCAAGGCUAUCGAUAUUUCACUGUGAGUUUCCUCUAUUUCUUCUACCUUUUUUUAGUGGUAUUUCUUCGUGCUUACAUAUUCUCUUACGGAUAUUUGCAUUCUAAAUGAAA
Molecule: messenger RNA, 377 nt
Organism: Strongylus vulgaris
Lineage: Eukaryota; Metazoa; Nematoda; Chromadorea; Rhabditida; Strongylidae
Source: the annotation of a GenBank genome assembly